Aspergillus mulundensis is the source of this 1239-nucleotide messenger RNA. Its product is annotated as alkene reductase. NCBI's taxonomy places the organism in Eukaryota, Fungi, Ascomycota, Eurotiomycetes, Eurotiales, Aspergillaceae. The coding region runs from base 1 to 1239 and encodes 412 amino acids. The transcript has 3 exons. Gene Ontology annotation, molecular function: oxidoreductase activity; FMN binding. The record is from RefSeq and is a predicted model, not a curated record.
AUGGCGCACGAAGAUUCGAAGCUCUUUGAGCCCCUCGCCAUCAACAAUGGCAAGAUCACACUCAAGCACCGCGUCGUCCAUGCACCAUUGACUCGCAACCGCGGUGUCCCCGAAAGCCCCGUCAGCACUCCCGAGAAGCCCAAUCGUGUUUGGUACCCGGGCGACCUGGUUGUCGAAUACUACCGGCAGCGAGCAACGGAUGGCGGGCUGAUCAUUUCAGAGGGAAUCCCUCCUUCGUUAGAAAGCAACGGCAUGCCCGGCGUCCCGGGCCUCUUCACACCCUCCCAAACCGCCGGCUGGAAACGAGUCGUCGACGCCGUCCACGAAAAAGGCGGCUACAUCUACGCCCAGCUCUGGCACGCCGGUCGCGCCACAAUCCCCCAAAUGACCGGGUCGCCCGCCGUCUCCGCAUCCGCAACUGUCUGGGACAGCCCGACCGAAUGCUACAGCCACCCGCCCGUCGGCGCGACCGCGCAAGUGCCGUACUCCGCACACCCGCCAAUCGAGCUAAGCGUCGACCACAUCAAACGCACAAUUGGAGACUACUGCGCCGCCGCAAAGGCAGCGAUCGAAGCGGGCUUCGACGGGGUGGAAAUCCAUGGCGGAAACGGAUACCUGCCGGAGCAGUUCCUCAGCUCGAAUAUCAACAAGCGCACGGAUGAGUACGGCGGCUCGCCGGAGAAGCGGUGCCGCUUUGUCCUUGAGCUGAUGGACGAGUUGGCGAAGACGGUUGGCGAGGAGAACCUGGCUAUCAGGCUUUCGCCGUUUGGGCUUUUCAACCAGGCGCGCGGGGAGCAGCGCAUGGAGACAUGGACGCAUCUGUGCAAGGAGCUUAAGCGCACCCUCCCAGCUCUCUCCUACGUCAGUUUCAUUGAACCGCGCUACGAACAAAUCUUCAGCACCGCCGAAAAAGACUCCUUCCUAUCCUCCUGGGGCCUAAGCGACAUCGACCUGAGUCCCUUCCGGUCGAUCUUCGGCGCCACACCCUUCUUCUCCGCGGGUGGCUGGGACCAGACAAACUCAUGGGGCGUUCUGGAGUCCGGCCGGUACGACGCCCUCCUGUACGGUCGAUACUUCACCAGCAAUCCCGACCUGGUGGAGCGGUUGAGGACAGACACGCCGCUUGCGCCGUAUGAGCGCAGCAGGUUUUAUGGGCCGUUUGAGGAUAACCGUAUCUAUUACACGGAUUAUCAGCCAGCGACGGGACACACGGAUAUCAAGAUUACGGUGCAGGAGUAG